Molecule: messenger RNA, 1822 nt
Organism: Prorocentrum cordatum
Lineage: Eukaryota; Dinophyceae; Prorocentrales; Prorocentraceae
Source: the annotation of a GenBank genome assembly
AUGUUCGACAGAGCCCAGGACAUCGAACACUCGAGGGCCACAGAGUUUCUGCGGGGGCAUUCGCCUCUGAGCUUCGGGCAAUAUUACGCCUGGAAUCAGGCGUGCCAUGGGCCUUGCCCGCUGCGCCUCUGGGACUACGUCCCACUUUCCCACGUCUUUACUCUGUCAGUCACUUGGAGGUUCGGGCCCCUGCAGUGCAAGUUCAUGCGGGACACCUCCAAGGAGUGCGGUCGCAAGGAGCACCCGCUCAUGUGCGCGCUGGACCACGACGAUCGCGAGCGGUACGCGAACCUUGCAGAUGUACCUCAGACUGCCGUGAGAUUCGUGCGCUACUCGGACGCGCGCUGGUUUCCGGCCGUGACCCGCGGCGUCCUCGCUGCGGACGCCGAGGCCAUCGGCUUGGGCGCGCGCCGGAGAGCGCCCGACCGCGGCGGCGGCGCGGAGGAGGCUCCGCGGGCGGCUGCCUGCAAGCCUGUAUUCGAGCAGAUGCUGUUCGAGGGCAUGCUGUUCCUGCGCGCGAUGGCACUGGGCCGCGUUCUCGCGCCGGGCGGCACUCGCUCGGCAACUAUUGCACGUGGCACGAAGGCGAUUCUGACCAUGGUGUGGGCCAACGACGUCAGGGUGAACUUCGACGUCGUCGUGCGGGGCGCCCUCGAGAACGCGGCGCUCAUGGAGUCGUUCGGCAUGCCCGCGGAGAAGCCGCAUCUGGAGCUGAUGCGCUGCUUCAGCAAACCACAGUGUUCCCCCCGGAACCUGGGCGCGUUCGACGUUCAGGGCAACGCGCGGGACGCGAUGCGCAGGAACGUGGGCUUCACUCGAGGCAUCCUGUUCGCGUCCUCCCACGAGUGCGUCGAGUGCUUGGAGGAUGGCCGCGCGGCGCCGCACUGGAAGGCGCACUUCGAUGCGAGCCGGCGCGAUCGCGCGCUCGUGGUCUGGGGGCCCCCAUGCAAGUCGGGCGGCCCGACGCGGCCAGUAGACCCGCAGUGGAUCGACAGGAAGUGCGAGCUGGAGUGCGCCAACCGUUUCUUCGACGCCGUCAGGGCCUUCCUCUGGCCGUUGCCGAAGGUCGUGGCCGACGUGCGGAUGGCGGAUCCGUGGCCUGCGAGUUGCGUUCGCCCCCCCUCGCUGACGCUCGUGCAGGCGAUUCAGCUCGGGUGCGCGAACCUCUUCGACGACGGCGGGGCCUUCUUCGAUGUCGCGCAGUCGCCGACGCCGAACCCGGUCGACGGCGCGAGCUGGGUCAGCGAUUCAGACGUGUAUGGGCUGGCGCCCGACCGUGAAGCUCUCCAGAUGUCUCUGCCUCAAUUACUGAGGCCGAUCGGAGUGCGCGUGAACAACGGCCUGGCCACCGUCACCGCGUACUUCUUGGACGCAUCGCCCCGCCCCGAUGCGUCCAGUCCAACUCCGGAGGUAGCGGCGCGCGUCGCCGCGGCUGGUCGCGUGGCAGCGCGGCAGUCCAUCUGGCUGUUCCCUGAGACAUUUUCUGAGGGGCGCCCCAUCUACGCCAGGCUCCUCCCGUGCAAGCGCCUCCGCCUCGGGGGCGAUGCAAAGGAGCAGGGCCGGGGGGCGCGGACAGCGCUCGCAGUGGCGCUUGCGAAGGGUAGCGCCGAGACUCGGGGCGUCGUCUUGUGCCAGCACGUCGGCAACCCGGACGCCCUGCAGCCGCCGAACACAUGGCCGACGUUGUUCAAGAAGAUGCCGCUGCACGUCGCGCAUUGCGUCCUCGCGACGAUGCACUUCCUGGCGGGGACCUUCCUCGACGACGCCGCGGUCCACGUGCGACCUCGCUCCCUUUCAGAGGAUGAAGGCUGCGGCUGCCGAG